Molecule: messenger RNA, 504 nt
Organism: Prunus armeniaca (apricot)
Lineage: Eukaryota; Viridiplantae; Streptophyta; Magnoliopsida; Rosales; Rosaceae
Source: the annotation of a GenBank genome assembly
AUGGUUUGUGAGUGUAAAUUCUGCAGUUCAAAGGAGGUAGUUACAGUUUUGAAGGAUUUCAAUUCAAGAAAAAGACGCACACUCUUUUACAAACCAGUGCUUGUAUAUAGUUCUGGUUCUGUUUCGUCAUGGCAUCCUGUUUUUACAAAACUUGUAGGAAAUGUUGUGGCUUUAUCAGGCUUGAAAAGUUUCUAUUCGCAGCAUGGAUUAUUCAUGGAACUGUGCAACCAUGAUUCAUGUGUCUCUGGCUGUGGACCGUACAUCGGUAACCUGAAUUUGGUAGUUCCCUUAUCUAUUUUCAUAUGUCAUUGUGAGGCCUUAUGGAUGAGAGCAUUGCAGUUGGAAAAUAGCUGUGAAAAACUGCAUGAUGACAAGAAAUAUAGCCUUCAACUCUGUGAAGGGAGAUCUCAUGUUCAGUCUGUUAGAAAGAUAUUUUCAAGUGAAGAUAUGGGUGUAUCUUUGAUGGGAAGUUUGAAGGUUAGUGGUUGGUUUCCUAUUUCUUAA